CAAUAUGCAGAAAAGUCUCAUGCAUAACUAACGUUGUAAUCUUCUGCACUGACCACUUUGCCCCUUGCUGCACUACACGGGGCCUUUCCUCUGAUGCACAUGCUGACAUCUGUUUGCUUCUAGACAUCCUCCAAGAAUCAGUUUCACUUUUCGCCUUUCCAUAAAUACGUCCACAUCAUUGGCUCUGAUCCUUUAUCGUCUGGCAACUGCAAGAUAUAGCAGAGGGCACUGCACAGGAGCACCAAUGGAUCAGGGGAUGGAGCUGAGGGGAUGCGUCUGUCGGAUCAAGAGCUCCGCGCUUGAGCUUCUGUCCAUGGAGGAGGAUCUGGUGACUGAUCUGGAUGAUGAUCUGUGCGAUUUGGUCAGGAGGGAUCUCCAGCUCAAAGCCACCUUCCUGUACAUUGACCUGAGCCGUGUGAUCGCCCAUAACGAGUGCGAGGAGCGCAGGGAGGAGAUCACCCUUCUCGCCAACGAUUUCUUCUACUUCAUGGAUGAGCUGGGUGACGCCGUGGCGAGCCGGAGCGUCUCGGUCGUGAAGGUGUGCUACGGCAACACGGCUCGGGCGCUCCGCAAGGUGGUCGCUGCCAUUGCGCCGGCGGCAGCAGCUUGAUGGGCUCAUACCAUCACAUCGGCUGUCUUGCGUGCUUCUGGUAAGAAGCACAAAAAGGAGGGAGAAGCGUGCCUGAAGAAACUGUUGCAGAAAAGAGGACGAGAUGUACUUGUCACCGUGUAAGAAAUGUGGCCACUAGCUACAUCGCCCGUGCACAUUCAUGGCGAGAGAGCUGAAUGAAGCAAAGCUAGAAAAAGAUCAGCUGCCAUUUGGUUUAUCCCCGUGAUAA
Molecule: messenger RNA, 839 nt
Organism: Setaria italica (foxtail millet)
Lineage: Eukaryota; Viridiplantae; Streptophyta; Magnoliopsida; Poales; Poaceae
Exons: 2
Coding region: 245-610 (121 amino acids)
Biological process (GO): photosynthesis; photosynthetic electron transport chain
Cellular component (GO): photosystem II; extrinsic component of membrane; chloroplast
Molecular function (GO): calcium ion binding
Source: RefSeq, a predicted model, not a curated record